GAAGCGCGGCUGGGACGGGGAGGCGAGCGAGCGAGGCGAGGCGGGCCCUCUGGCGGGACCCUCGCUUGCAAGGCGCAGAGCCGAAGGGGACCUGAGGAUGUCCACGCUUCUUGAACCCACGAUGCACACGCUCCAGAUUGGUACAAAUGGCGAAAAGUCCCGCACUCCGUCGCCGCCGCGCUCCCCCGGGCUCCACAACGAGAGCUGCACCAUUGCUCCACUCACGCCGUCACCGUCUCCGCGGAAUGAAAUCCGGAUGUGCCGAUCCACGCCCUUCUCCGUGGUGGUGGCCAUCGACUUCGGCACGACCUCCAGUGGCUACGCCUUCAGCUUCACCAGUGACCCGGAAGCCAUCCACAUGAUGAGAAAGUGGGAAGGAGGGGACCCCGGAAUCGCCCACCAAAAGACCCCCACCAGCCUGCUCCUGACUCCGGAAGGGGCCUUCCACAGCUUCGGCUACACGGCCAGGGAUUACUACCACGACCUCGACCCGGACGAGGCUCGCGACUGGCUGUACUUCGAAAAGUUUAAGAUGAAGAUCCACAGCACCAGCGACUUGACCAUGAAAACCGAGCUGGAAGCAGUGAACGGAAAGAAGGUGCCGGCCCUGGAGGUCUUUGCCCACGCGCUCCGCUUCUUCAAGCAACAGGCGGUGAAGGAGCUCCGGGACCAGUGCCCCGUGCUGCCGGAGAGAGACGCCAUCCGGUGGGUGAUCACCGUGCCGGCCAUCUGGAAGCAGCCAGCCAAGCAGUUCAUGCGCGAGGCCGCCUACCGGGCUGGGCUGGUUCCUUCGGAGAACCCGGAGCAGCUGCUGAUCGCUCUGGAGCCGGAAGCAGCUUCGAUCUACUGCCGGAAGCUUCGCCUCAACCAGCUGAUAGACCUCAGCUACAAACCGCAGGCCAACGGGCUCAUGGCAGAGCUCCCCAUCGACUCCAGCUUCAGGCAGGCGCGAGAGCAGCUUCGCCGUUCCCGGCACAGCAGGACCUUCCUGGUGGAGUCCGGGGUGGGGGAGCUGUGGUCUGAGAUGCAGACAGGGGACCGCUACAUCGUGGCCGACUGCGGAGGGGGCACCGUGGAUCUGACGGUUCACCAGAUCGAGCAGCCCCAGGGGACCCUCAAGGAGCUCUACAAGGCGUCAGGAGGUCCCUACGGGGCUGUGGGGGUGGACCUGGCCUUCGAGAAGCUGCUGUGCCAGAUUUUUGGCCAGGACUUCAUCGCCACGUUCAAGGCCAAGCGCCCGGCCGCCUGGGUCGACCUGACCAUCGCGUUCGAGGCCCGCAAGCGGACGGCCGCCCCCCACCGCGCCAACCCGCUCAACAUCUCGCUGCCUUUCUCCUUCAUCGACUUCUACCGCAAGCACCGGGGGCAGAAUGUGGAGACGGCGCUGAAGCGCAGCAGCGUGAACUUGGUCAAGUGGUCCUCCCAGGGGAUGCUGCGGAUGUCCUCCGAGGCCAUGAACGAGCUCUUCCAGCCAACCAUCAGUCAGAUUAUCAACCACAUCGGACGUGGGGCUGACCAUCCUGAAGGGGGCCGUGCUGUUUGGCCUGGACCCCACCAUCGUCCGGGUGCGGCGCUCGCCCCUGACCUACGGCGUGGGGGUGCUGAACAAGUUCGUGGAGGGGAAGCACCCCAGGGAGAAGCUGCUGGUCAAGGAGGGCAAGAACUGGUGCACCGACAUCUUCGAGAAGUUCGUCUCCGUGGACCAGUCCGUGGCCCUGGGCGAGGUGGUGCAGCGGAGCUACUGCCCGGCCCGGGCGGGGCAGCGCAAGAUCAUCAUCAACAUCUACUGCAGCGCCACGGACGAGGUCGUCUACAUCACCGAUUCGGGCGUGCGGAAGUGCGGCACCAUCAGCUUGGACCUGGACGAGCUGGAGGAAUCCGGCUCCCUCAAGAGGAGCCGCCGGGAGAUCCGGGCGAGCAUGCAGUUCGGCGACACGGAGAUCAAGGUGACCGCCAUGGACGUCCAGACCUCGAAGACCGUGAGGGCCUCCAUCGACUUCCUGUCCAACUGAUGGCCGAGGCCUCGUGCAGGGGGGCCUCCACGAGCCUCGCUGUGCGCGUCGGGGCGAGGCCCGCCUGACGCGGCUGGGGGGGGAGGUCCACGGCAGGCCAGCUUUAGCAGACACUUUCCCCCCGCACGCACCUGCCACAGGGAGGUGGGCCGGAGGUCUUACCUUUGACCAUUGCCCCUGUCCGUAGCUGGCAAUGUUAACCGGACCCAAUGCGACGGCCAUGGGGCUCCAGCCAAAGCCAGACAGCCCUUCGCUGGCCCGUAGAGCCAAGGCUAAACCUUCUGCGGAACCGGGAUGCGCGAGCUGAAGCGGCACGCUGCGAUGGGCUUGAUCCUGCUCUGUUUCGUUGUGCAGAAAGUCAUGUUUUCUUUGGUGCAGAACAGCAGGGGGUUCGUGAGCAGCGACGGGCUGUUCCUGAGGCGGCAGCCCCAUCCUCCAAGGGGACUUGGAAUUAUACUCAAGUCAAGAUUUCACCUGUAAUUAAGGAUGCGACAAUAUUGCAAAGGAAAGAUAAAACAUUCAGUUUUCUCAGUGCACAACUGCACAUUCACGGAUUGUCUUAACUGAAAGAGGUGACCUUUUUCCAAGUCCGAGUGCAUUUAUCCCUACGGAGAGCAGUACAGUUCUAGCAGAGCAAUGUUCUUUUGUUUUUAAUGUGAGUUUUGGCUGUCCACCCCCUCCCCAAAGGAAGCAGGUGCUGCACAGACCGCUGGGCAGUCCGGCUGAUGGCAGGAGCCACGGGGCCCUGGCACCUGCUGGAGAACCGGUGGAAAUGGGGGCCGGAGGUGCCGCUGAGCCAGCCAAGACAAGCCGAUGCGCACGACGCGUGACUGAAAUCGGGACCGAAGGCAUCCCGGUGGAAGCGGAGGCGAGCGCGGGCCGCCUGGAAGCCCAUCCGUACGUCUUCAUCUCCUUCCUUUCUUCACAGCAAGGACAGCCCUGGGAUGCCAGGCCUCUCCUGGUGCAGCUUUGGUUCCUGGGCGGCUUCGCUCCCUCCCCGUUGCUCUGGGGCGUCCUGCUCGGGAGCGCCACUCAGCCAUCCUCCUCCUCCCCCUUUGCACGAGCACGAAGGGCAGGCCAGGAACUCACCCAGCUGGGGCGGGACGAACUGCAGCGCUUGGCCCACCGCCUUCUCCCAGGAGGCCUGAGGCAAAAGACCCCCCCCCCCAACACAGGGCAGAC
This is a messenger RNA of Varanus komodoensis (Komodo dragon), 3194 nucleotides long. RefSeq names its product heat shock protein family A (Hsp70) member 12B (gene HSPA12B). Bases 98 to 2080 code for a protein of 660 amino acids. Lineage: Eukaryota; Metazoa; Chordata; Lepidosauria; Squamata; Varanidae. The transcript has 13 exons. The record is from RefSeq and is a predicted model, not a curated record.